AUGGGUAAAAGAAAAUCAAGUAAACCACCACCAAAAAAACAGGUUGCCAAAUUACCAAAACAUUUUGAUUGUCCAUUUUGUGAUCAUUCUCAAUCAGUCGAUUGCACUUUAGAUAGAGAAAAUGGUAAAGGUACAGCCAAGUGUAGAGUCUGUAAUGCUUUUUAUGUAACUGCUAUCCAUGAACUUUCAGACCCAAUUGAUGUUUACAGUGACUGGAUUGAUGCAUGUGAAGCCACAAGAUAA
Molecule: messenger RNA, 243 nt
Organism: Dictyostelium purpureum
Lineage: Eukaryota; Evosea; Eumycetozoa; Dictyosteliales; Dictyosteliaceae
Exons: 3
Coding region: 1-243 (80 amino acids)
Biological process (GO): transcription elongation by RNA polymerase II
Cellular component (GO): transcription elongation factor complex
Molecular function (GO): RNA polymerase II complex binding
Source: RefSeq, a predicted model, not a curated record